Messenger RNA from Anarrhichthys ocellatus (wolf-eel), 4240 nucleotides. It is a transcript of the gene vac14, whose product is annotated as vac14 homolog (S. cerevisiae). Gene Ontology annotation, cellular component: PAS complex; endosome membrane. Bases 609 to 2948 code for a protein of 779 amino acids. Gene Ontology annotation, biological process: phosphatidylinositol biosynthetic process. The record is from RefSeq and is a predicted model, not a curated record. The transcript has a single exon. Lineage: Eukaryota; Metazoa; Chordata; Actinopteri; Perciformes; Anarhichadidae.
CCCGUCUCUGUGGCGGACAGUUUGAACACCCACGCUGGGAUAACCUUUACAUAAACCGGGGGCGUCGCUUCUCACAAUAGUCAACUCGCACUCCAGACUGUUUACUUUCUGCGCCAGCGCUGAAUUAGCGUCCAGCAGCUGAGAUAAACCCAGCCGGAGCUCAGCCAAGUCUUCGUCCACCAGCUCGCAGACCUGACUCAGGGCAGACCUGGCCAUUGUCUCCAUGAUGGCGGACAGCUGCGAGUGAAAAGAGCGGCGGCUCGCCAUUGUUAGUGCCGACCGUCACAACCUCCUUCAACAGCUAAAGAAAGAAAAGUAUGAACACAACUCAAGAAGCUACACUGCAGCGUUUAGCUGCACACUGAAGCUAAUGAAGCUAAUUUGAGCUAACGGUUCUCUUGUAGAGCGGGACCUAAAUACACGGUGCAACCGUGACGCGUUUCCGGCGGAUGCAACCGGUCAGCUGCUUGUUAUUACGAGAAUUCCUGGUUCCCCAGUGAAACAGAUGUGUUGUUUUUCUCUGAACGAAUGGUCAUUCAGGACUGCUUUCUCCGCGACUUCAACGUAGACCUCAGUAGACGGGACCCGGUGCGAUCGCAGCUGCGAACAUGAACACGGAGAAGGACUUCGCGCCUCUGACGCCCAACAUCGUCAGGGCUCUGAAUGAUAAACUGUACGAGAAGAGGAAAGUCGCGGCUCUGGAAAUAGAGAAACUGGUGCGGGAGUUUGUGGCUCAGAACAACUCCACUCAAAUCAGACAUGUCAUCCAGAUCCUGGCCUCGGAGUUUGCGCUUUCCCAGCACCCCCACAGCCGGAAGGGGGGCCUCAUUGGACUGGCUGCUUGCUCCAUCGCCCUCGGCAAGGACUCCGGACUGUACCUGAAGGAGCUUAUUGAGCCUGUGCUCACAUGCUUUAAUGACUCAGACAGCCGCUUGCGCUACUAUGCCUGCGAGGCCCUCUAUAAUAUAGUGAAGGUGGCCAGGGGAGCCGUGCUGCCCCACUUCAACCUGCUCUUUGACGGUCUCAGCAAGCUCGCAGCAGACCCAGACCCCAACGUGAAAAGCGGGUCUGAGCUCCUGGACAGACUCCUGAAAGACAUUGUGACAGAAAGCAAUAAGUUUGACCUCGUGGCGUUCGUCCCCCUGCUCAGAGAGAGAAUCUACUCCAAUAAUCAAUACGCUCGGCAGUUUAUUAUUUCCUGGAUCCACGUCCUGGAGUCGGUGCCGGACAUCAACCUGUUGGACUACCUCCCCGAGAUCCUGGACGGGCUCUUCCAGAUCCUGGGAGACAACAGCAAGGAGAUCCGCAGAACGUGUGAGGUGGUGCUCGGAGAGUUUCUGAAGGAGAUUAAGAAGACCCCCUCCAGUGUGAAGUUUGCCGAGAUGGCCAACAUCCUGGUCAUCCACUGCCAGGUUGCAGAUGAAACCAAGCUCACAAACGACCUGAUCCAGCUGACGGCCAUGACCUGGAUGAGAGAGUUUAUCCAGCUUGCGGGCAGAGCGGUUCUCCCCUACUCCUCUGGCAUCCUAACUGCAGUGCUGCCUUGCCUUUCCUACGAUGACCGGAAGAAGAACACCAAAGAAGCGGCCAGUGCCUGUAAUCACAGUCUGAUGAAGCUGGUGACUCCCGAGGAUGACGAGGAAGAGGAUGAGGAGAAAAGUGGGAGUCCAGGGUCGCCGUCCAAAGAAGACGGGCAGCCCAAGACAGAGGCAGACGGCAAUGACAUGCUGAAUGCGUCACAAGAGUCUGUUGGUUUCAGUAACAUCAGCUUCUUCACUCCAGCCAGUGCCGACAGGCCUCAGGUAACGCUGGACCUGGACGGUAUUGUUCAGGUGCUGGACCGGCACCUCCACGACUCCUCUACCGGCAUGAUGACCCGCAUAGCUGUGCUCAAAUGGCUCUACCACCUCUACAUCAAGACACCACGCAAAAUGUUCUGCCACACCGACGGCCUGUUUCCCAUGCUGCUGAAAACGCUGUCGGACGAGUCGGACGAGGUGAUACUGAAGGAUCUGGAGGUGUUGGCCGAGAUAGCGUCAUCUCCUGCUGGCCAAAUGGACCAAGUCGGCUCCUGCGACAGCACGGACCACAAGAUGGAGCUCAAGGUCCCAGAGAGCGCCAAGACAGUGGACUCGUCCCCGUCCACUCCUAGCAUGAACUCCUAUUUUUACAAGUUCAUGAUCAACCUGCUGAAACGCUUCAGCCUGGAGCGGAAGCUUCUGGAGAACAGAGGUGCUUUCAUCAUCAGGCAGCUCUGCCUGUUGCUUCACGCGGAGAAUAUCUUCCACUCCAUGGCGGACAUCUUGCUGAAGGAGGAGGACCUCAAAUUUGCCUCCACCAUGGUGCAGACGCUCAACACAAUCCUGCUCACCUCGGCCGAGCUCUUCCAGCUGCGCAACCAGCUGAAAGACCUGCGCACUCAGGAGAGCUGCGCUCUGUUUUGCUGCCUGUAUCGCUCGUGGUGCCACAACCCCGUGGCCACCGUGUCGCUCUGUUUCCUCACGCAGAACUACAAACACGCCUACGAUCUCAUCCAGAAGUUCGGAGACCUGGAGGUGACGGUAGACUUCCUGAUGGAGGUUGACAAGCUGGUGCAGCUCAUCGAAAGCCCCAUUUUCACCUACCUGCGCCUGCAGCUGCUAGACGUGGAGAACAACCCCUACCUGAUAAAGGCGCUGUACGGCCUGCUGAUGCUGCUGCCACAGAGCCAGGCCUUCCAGCUGCUCUCCCACCGCCUGCGGUGCGUCCCCAACCCGGAGCUCAUGAGGACCGUGGACGAGUCCAAGUACAUGGACUCGAAGCAGCAAGUCUCCAAACGUGCCUCUCACUCUCAGGUGGAUUACAACGAGCUGCUCCAGCAUUUUGACCGUGUUCAGAGCAAACACCUGGAGGUCCGACACCAACGCUCUGGACGGGCCUCCGAUCACCCCGACAGGAAGCUGAUGUGAAGUUAAUCUGUCUCUAUAUAAAAAAAGAUUACGAAGUUACUGUUGAAGCCAAAAAGUAUCUAAUGUGAUUAUAAACUUAUCAGAUCACUGGAUAGUCAGGAAACAAUGAUUUGUUUGUAAUUUGAGAAUGUUGUGUAAAAUACAGGGAAGAAACCAUUUUAAACAGAAAAGACAUUUAAUACACGUCAGACUAUUCACAUGCUAAUUAAUAGAAACUACUUUCUGUGAUGAUUUGAAGAAUGUACAUACAAUCUCAUACAUCAUAACUGGUGGUGAUGAUGAUAUGACCAUAUCCUGAGUUUCCAUCAUGCCCCAGCAGCAGCUGAGAUUUGUUUUUACUGUUAAAUGUUCAGUGCUUCAGGUGAAUCUGAUACAUUUCAGUGUUAAAGGACACAUGUUGUCAUUUAAUGUCCACGUGAACCACAGUAUUUUCAUGAGUCAUGCUAAGCAGUGUGAGUGGAGCGCAUAUUCAGGGUUGCCUUAAUCUCUUGUCAGCCAGAAAAGAAAUGUCACGUGAAGCGUAUUGACCCGGCUCAACUAAGACUUUAAACUCUGGAAGCCAUGGAGGAUUGAACUCUUGCAUUGAUUCUGUCGGACCAUGUUGUUGCGUCUCAUUUCUUUGUUAGCGGAUCAGAAAUGUCACCUUACACACCUUCAGCUUUUAAUUCCAUUUAUUAUUAUUCAGUAAAUAUGUGUUUCUCCUUGUGCAGUUUGUCUUGCAUCCUUGAAUAGAUGCACACUUGUUAUUGUUGUAUGAAAAUCAAUAAAGUGGACCAUGCGAUUAAAGAUGUAUUGUUUUUUCCCUCAUCCAUAUUCACAACUUGUCAGAAGUACUGGUUACACAUGUGAGGGCAGAAGACGGGAGCAGACACAUUCGUGACGCCAUUAAUGGCCUUUUUCCUAUCUGUUACAUCCUGCAGCUUUUUGACUUAUUAUACAUCCAGCUCCAAAUGUCCAUUAUUAAAUCAAAUUGACUCUAGAUUGUGUAAAUGCACUCGGUUAACUUUGCCUACAGGUUUUUAUUGUGAUCAUGAACUUGCAACACAGACGGGACUCUAAUGAAGAAAAUGAACGUUCACAAUGAAUUGCAUUGAAGAGGAUCUGCUUUAGAAUAUGACAAACAGUUUAAAUGCUUUUUAAACCAUAAAAUAUUCCAUGCAAAAUGUGAAUGGUAGACAAUUACAUAUAUGUAAAUUAAAAGGAAUUGUAUUUUAGAUUUGCAGUUACAGUAACUGCAAAUUUCCCUUGAGGAAACAGCAUAAAAAUAAGUUGCCUGCCUUUAAUUAACUUGC